AUGAGUGACUGCGACAGUUUCAUCUCCAUCGACAACAACAACAACGAUGAGACAGCUGCAAGCGAAGGGAAGCAACUGAUGAACCUAGACAAAUUUUUGGACUACGACAUGGACUUUAUAAGUGAGGUGGACAGGUACAAGUAUGUAGGAGCGGAUAUAACACAAAGGAAUGAUUACUUCCAUAUUAAAAAUGAGGAGGUGGCAUUUCUCCAUACAGAUCAUGUGAAAUACAGCAACGUCGCUCUAGGGAAUAGGAAAAAGGAACAAGUGAACACUUUCAUGAAAAUAAAAAAAGAAUUGUAUACCAUAGCAUAUAAGAAUUAUAAGUACCAAAUGGGAAAUUCGGUGAGCACGGAAAAAAAGAGCGCGGAGGAGGAGGUUUGUAGUACAGGGGAGACAUCCCCGUGGGGCAGCGUUAUGGAGGGAAUAGUUUCUUUGCCCAGUUAUGGCAGCACAAAGGGGAAUGAAAAAGGGAACAACGCGUACGACCUGCUGAACAAUGAAUUAGGAGCUGUGCUGGGGAACAAAAUAGAAGACACGUAUAAUGAAAUAAAAAGUAGCGUCAACUGGUUGGGCAAUUUCUUCUCCAACAAUGAACAAAAUGAUGAAAAAAAAAAAAUAAAUAUUUUUUACAGUGAUUUAUACUUCCUUAGUGAUAUCACCAUUUUGCGCUUUCUAGACACGUACGAUUAUAAUUUGCUAAAAACUUCGAAUAAAAUUAUAAAAUUUAUUUUGUGGAGACAAAUGACCAUUUCGAUUUUUAACACAAGCCAGGGGAAGAUAAAGAGGGGCUCAAGCUCGAUGCACGACGAGGCCAUGGCCACUGCAACAGAGACGGCCGCAGUGGCCAAGUGCAACACCAAUGCAUUCAGCACCACGGGAAACCGAGACAACACCUUCAUCAACCCUGUGCACAUUAAGGACAUUUUAAUGAAGACCAACAUCUUCAGGUGCGGAAGUGACAAAAAAUCGAGGCCCAUGCUUUAUAUAAAAAUACAGGAAAAAUUAAACAUGGAAGAAGACGAACUGUUCUUGCUGCUCGUUUAUCAUGUCGACAUGUGCAUGAACAGUAUUGAUUAUUCAAAAUGUUAUGAGGAAAAGGGAAAAGCAAAUGGUGGGGAGAGCAACACGGAGGGGAAAACCCAAUUCGACGAGUCCACUUUGCAGCUAGUAAUCAUUGUGGACUGCCAAAAAUUUGAAUUAAAUAAUAUGAUCAGCGUGGAUUGCAUUAAAAAAAUUAUUAACAUUUUUAACGAAUUUUACACGGAUGUUCUGUACAGAAUUUAUAUUAUAAAUGUCCCCACCUUUUUUAAAAAAGUUUGGUCCCUUUUUAAUAUGUUUAUCGAUAAUCACACAUUGAAGAAAAUUAUUUUUAUAAAUAAAAAAAACAUCAACUUGAUGUACGACCAUAUUGAUGCACACGUCAUGAAGCAUUUUGAUAAGAAUGCCGACAAAGACAAAACCAUUCCGGACGACUCCUCCAUUUUCUUCCCCUCCUUGUCUCUGUACUACAAGUACGACGAAAUGUAUUAUAAGAAGCUCGUUGGUUAUGUAGACACCUGGGUGGUUAAGAUGGUCCAGGCGAACCAUUGA
This is a messenger RNA of Plasmodium fragile, 1593 nucleotides long. RefSeq lists its product as uncharacterized. The coding region runs from base 1 to 1593 and encodes 530 amino acids. The transcript has a single exon. Gene Ontology annotation, molecular function: phosphatidylinositol transfer activity. The record is from RefSeq and is a predicted model, not a curated record. Lineage: Eukaryota; Apicomplexa; Aconoidasida; Haemosporida; Plasmodiidae.